Molecule: messenger RNA, 749 nt
Organism: Folsomia candida
Lineage: Eukaryota; Metazoa; Arthropoda; Collembola; Entomobryomorpha; Isotomidae
Exons: 3
Coding region: 106-654 (182 amino acids)
Source: RefSeq, a predicted model, not a curated record
AAUCAGUCCCUGAUUCCUAGUCAGUCUGGUUCAAGUGCCGGGGGAUUGGAACUUAGUACCUGGGAAACGUCACCUAAAAGUUCCGAUCCCCUGGACAUUUUAGUUAUGCAAGUUACAGGGAAACGGAACCCACUUGUCGCAGGAUUUAGCGGGCUUCGAUUCCCCGAGAUGAUCCGGACGCUAACAUGCGACUACUACCAUAGACCUUCCAUCGCAUGUACAAGUACGGACAGUGAGGAACCGGAAAUGUCUGAAGUGAUGAACACACUCCGGAUCUUGUCCCACCCGUCUAGAAAGUCGAUACAGCAAUCUUAUACUCGAUGUACUAACUGUAACGGGGCUGUCAUUGCACAACAACGGCCUCGAAAUCGGGAUGACAUCCUUAGAAAUUUGGGGAAAUUGGAACGGACAUUACAGGCACGUGGGGAAGAAUUGCCACCUUGGGUGCAAGCUUAUAAGGAGGGGAAUUCAGUCAAGGCUGCAAAAUUGCUGCAUCUCAGCUUUGUGUCAAGUAGGAGGAGUUUAAAACGUGCCGUUGUUCAAGAAGCAACAUCAACUAGACCUAAUUUGGAACAAAAUGAUGUUCAGACACAAUUAGAGAAUGACGACGAAGUUAAUGUAAUUUCAAACAAGAGGAUACAACUAAUAUCUUAGGCUUAUUAGGAAUGAUAAAGAUUAGUAAAAUGAAAUUUUUUAAUUGAACGUUCAUUUAAUUUUUAUUCAGUAAAAAAUAAAAUUUACACAAAUUA